Eurytemora carolleeae is the source of this 2576-nucleotide messenger RNA. RefSeq lists its product as uncharacterized. Lineage: Eukaryota; Metazoa; Arthropoda; Copepoda; Calanoida; Temoridae. The record is from RefSeq and is a predicted model, not a curated record. The transcript has 13 exons. The coding region runs from base 41 to 2308 and encodes 755 amino acids.
UCCCAAGUAUCAGUACUAGACGGAUUGGCAAGUGGUCAACAUGACUCGUUGGCUGAGCCUGAUAGCUAUAUGUUUGUGUGUAACAGUAUCUAUAACUCAGGAGAACUAUCGUCAACCCUACAAGUUCGUUGCUCCUUACCCCUUAGAUAUGUAUACCAGCCCUGGUACUACCCCUGGAGAUACUACGACAAAUGAACCUGAGAUUUCUGAGGAUGAGGAUGAAUCAGCUGGUGUCGGUAGAAUAGGAGAGGCUGCUACAGCAGAUAUAUCUCUAAUGUCGUCUUCGCUGAAUGCUCCGGAACCUCUCCCAGAGCCUAAGAGCCUGGUUGAUAACAGAUCUAGGUCCAGGAAGAAGGUUAAAGAGGAAGCGGUUGAGAAGAAAGAGGAGAAGAAGGAUUUGAUGGAGAACCACAAGGUUGAGAAGGAUAAACUUGAACCUAGAGCUAUCCUAAACCGACAGAGAAUACCGCCUAGACCUGAAGACGAGUACUACUAUUACUAUGACGACUACUACUAUGAUGAUUACUACCCGGAGAAGGAUCCAGUAAGACAGGAAGAGAAACCAGUUAUCCCUCCUACCCAGAGCUAUCCCAGAAAAUCUCCAAAUACUCCUAAUCCUCCGAGAACCAAGGAAACCUUGAAAAAAGAAACCAAACCAAAGAAAGAAACCUACAAGGAAAAGAAACCGCUGAAGCCUGAAAAUGAGAACAAGAAAGCUGGAUUGAACCUGGAGGAGAGAGAAUACAAUAUUCAGAAUACUUUAAACAGGCUGAAGGGUCUUAAAGGAAACCAUGUGAAGAAACAAGGCAGGCCGCAAACAACUUUAAAAAAGAAUCCCUGGGAACAAUUUGAUCUUCCUCCCAGAAAGAAACCAGCUCCAAGACCUGUCCCGGAGAGGAAACCUUUAAGGAAACCUGUAGCAUUUAGACCUCAGGACUUAUAUGAUUACAAUGAUGCUCCAGUCAGACCUAUACGUAGACAAGGGGGUGGAGGAGGAGUAAACCCUCUGGCUCUCCUGGUAGCUCCUCUAGCUGGUAUAGCACUACUCAUGGCUGCAGCUGCAGUAGCAAUCAACCCCGUUCUUGUAACUGUAUCUCUUACUGGGAAGAGAAGGAAGAGAGGGGCUGAGACAGAUGAAGGGAUAACUCCAGAGCUAGAAGAGAAGAUUCAUGAAAUGCAGAUUCUUGAAAGGUUUAUGGCUUCGGUUCCAGAUAAUAUGAACUAUCAGCACCAGGUGUUAAGCAUGUACCUCUCCUGCAGUGGAUAUACUGAGGUUGGAAACAGCUGUAUGGAUCGGGUUGUGUGUGAGUACGCGGAUAUAAACUCAGAUAUUGAACCAGAGGAGAGAGAUGUUAUAUCUAUUGUUCUCUACAAUAUAAUGGCAAACGAGUUUGUGUCAGCUGAGUUUAAGGAAAGACUGCGGAUGGCUGCUAAGCAUGGUAGAGAUGAGGGAACCUGUAUGCAUAUGUUUCAGAUGAAACUAUGCGCGGCAUUUUUAGCUUGUCAUGUCGUCUUUGCUUAUCUACCUUCAGUUCACACAUCCUGGUGGCCAUUUUGGUCUACUGAGUCUACUGAAAAGAAAGAAACCGUAGAAAAAUCUCAGGAGAAGGUUGAGUCAAGGACGGAUUAUGAUUACUAUGAUGAAGAUUACUAUUUCUACGAUCAGCUCGGUCUAACCCGUAGAACAGGAGAUCUUUACGAUCAGAUGGGUCCAAACCGACGAUCAGGAGAUUACUACUAUUACUACGAGGAUGAAAGAGUUCCAAACAACAGACAAGCAGAUGUUGGGAGUACGAUAAAUCCUCUCGCUGCACUAAUAGCUCCACUAGCUGGGCUAGCCCUGCUAGGAGCAGCUAGUGCUGUAGCGGUCAAUCCAAUGCUGCUUCAGCUGGUUACUAUUAAUAGAGGGAACAGAAGGCGGAGAGAUAUCUUAGAUAAAGAUUUGGAGAACGAAGACUUGGAUCUGAAAGGAAAAAUAAAACAAUUGAGAGUUUUAGAAACUUUCCUCACCAGAAUACCAGGUACGGCCAGUCAAGCUGACCUGCUUACAGCUGGUUACCUAAGCUGUAGUGGGCUAGGAGAAGAUGGUAACCAAUGCCUGGAACAGUUGACCUGCAUGUACGCGAGCAACACAACCUUGAAUCGGAUAGAAAAAGAUGUUACAUCCAUAGUACUGUAUAAUCUAAUGUCCAAUAACCAGCUGAAACCAAAACUAAAGAAAAGACUAAGGAAAGCAGCGAGGUUCGGACGAGAUGGUCAGAGUUGUGUCAGUUUCUCCUGCAGCUCUGUUCCAAACCCAUGGAGCUGAGUCCUGACUUAGAGUAGAUAAACAAGAAACACUCAAGAGCAAAUAUCACGAGCUUUUUAAAGAUAUAGAUAUCAACCUUUUUAAAACUUAAUUUGACUAAAUAAUAAUCUUUUCAAUCAAAUGAGAUCAAAUCAACCAUUGUAUCAACCCCCUAGACUAACAAUCAAAUCAACCAUUGUAUCAACCCCCUAAAGUAAUAAUCAAAUCAACCAUUGUAUCAACCCCCUAUACUAACAAUCAAAUCAACCAUUGUAUCAACCCCCUAAAG